Molecule: messenger RNA, 1775 nt
Organism: Lathyrus oleraceus (garden pea)
Lineage: Eukaryota; Viridiplantae; Streptophyta; Magnoliopsida; Fabales; Fabaceae
Product: probable magnesium transporter NIPA7
Exons: 9
Coding region: 295-1305 (336 amino acids)
Biological process (GO): magnesium ion transport
Cellular component (GO): membrane
Molecular function (GO): magnesium ion transmembrane transporter activity
Source: RefSeq, a predicted model, not a curated record
GCGAACCUGUCAUUUCUUUCUCUAGAACUCAAACCAACCUAAAAGUCUUCAGCGAGUGCCGGAGUCACUCGUUUACCCCAAGACAAUCUAUGCAGGGACUCAAACCAAACUAAACUCUCUCCUUUUUGCAAGUAACUCGUCCCCACUGCCAAAUAAAGACACAAAGAGGAAGCAACUCAGCCAGAGUUUCAUUCAUUGCUGCCAAAACCAAAUCAGAGUUUAAACUUUGAAAUCCCUCUUCAUUCAUUCACAAUCUAAAUCUAAAUUCUAUUCUAGGGUUCCAAUUCAAAAUAGAUGUACUCCAGCAAUUUGAUUGGUUUCAUUUUGGCCGUUGUUUCCGGAGCUUUCAUCGGCUCCAGCUUCAUUAUCAAGAAAAAAGGUCUCCAACGUGCCGGCCUUAACGGCACUCCUGCUAGUGUCGGAGGCUAUGGUUAUCUUCUUCAGCCUCUUUGGUGGAUCGGAAUGGUUACAAUGAUUGUUGGAGAGAUUGCGAAUUUCGUAGCGUAUAUUUAUGCCCCUGCUGUGCUUGUCACGCCACUAGGUGCUUUGAGUAUUAUUGUCAGUGCUGUGUUGGCUCAUUUCAUGUUGGGCGAGAAGUUACAGAAAAUGGGCAUGCUUGGGUGUCUUCUAUGCAUUGUUGGAUCUACUGAGAUUGUGCUCCAUGCACCUCAAGAAAGGUCUCUUACUUCUGUGUUGGAAAUAUGGCUUUUGGCUGUCCAACCAGCAUUUCUCUUGUACAUAGCCUCGGCAAUGGCUUUGUCAUUCUUUUUGAUUUUUUAUUGUGCACCUCGCCACGGCCAAACUAAUAUCUUUGUUUAUAUUGGGAUAUGCUCCAUAAUUGGAUCAUUGACUGUCAUGAGUGUAAAAGCGAUUGGCAUAGCCAUUAAACUUACAUUCGAUGGUUCAAAUCAGUUUAUCUACUUUCAAACAUGGAUUUUUACAAUGGUCGGCAUUUCCUGCAUCAUUACUAGUUUAAAUUAUCUUAAUAUGGCAUUGGAUACUUUCAACACAACAGUGGUUUCUCCAAUCUAUUAUGCACUGUUCACUUCUUUUACAAUAUUAGCCAGCGCAAUCAUGUUUAAGGACUAUUCAGGACAAAGUAUAAGCAGUAUUGCAUCAGAGCUAUGUGGUUUCAUCACUGUUUUAUCUGGAACAACUGUAUUGCACUGCACUAGAGUACCAGAUCCUCCUGUCAGUACAGUGCAGAUGUGUACAGUCCCCUGUCUCCAAAAGUAUCAUGGUAUAUCCAAGGAAACGGCGAACCCUGGAAACAGAAGGAAGAAGAUGGACCGCCCCUUAAUUUAAUUAGGAUCAUCCAGCAAGACCAUUUCAAGUGAUUCUGAAUUUAACCGGUAGAACAAUAAAUUAGAUCCAUCCAUUGAGUUAGACAGGGCCAUCUUUUUCUCAUUGUCAGAGUGCUCUUCCGCUCAGUUACCAUGAAACAGAAAUGUGGCUGGCUUUUGUACAUUAUGCAAAAGGAAUGGAUUCAAAAGAAUCUAUCACAUUGUGCAGCAAAGCAGAGAUAGUGCUUUUUUUCAUGUGAUUUUGUAUAUUAAAAGCUUAGUUUCUAUCAAUAUGAAACUGAGGAGGUGGGGGUGUGUUCCAAUUUGUUGUAUUGUGGUAGUUGGUGUAAUACUUGUUAUUAGUUGUUUUUUUGUACACUGAUUUUUUUCCCCUUUUCUUUUCAUUUUGUUAAAUUAACUGAAUUAUUUAAACAUAGUUUAUUUGUAUACGUUGAUAAGUGUAAUUUUAAAUAUUUUAGUGAUUGAAUCUUA